Messenger RNA from Phoenix dactylifera (date palm), 1962 nucleotides. Lineage: Eukaryota; Viridiplantae; Streptophyta; Magnoliopsida; Arecales; Arecaceae. The record is from RefSeq and is a predicted model, not a curated record.
AUGGUGGCUUCGGCCGGUGGAGCGGAAGCGGCGAAGGGUGGGCGGCACGCGGCGGAGCUCGGCGGCGGCACGGGUGAAGCGGCGCUCAAGGGCGGCGGCGCGGCGUGCGGCCGGAGAAGACGAACAGAGGCAUUCAACUUGUCAUUCAUGGAAUACAUGGAAAAUUAUCAGUACGAAAAUCUCUUGGCUCAAAGCAACAAAAUUGACUGUAAACCAAAUGCCUCCCUCUUCAAUGAACGUGAAGGAGAAGAACUGAAAUUGCCUUUAUUUGAUUUGUUUACAAUUGAAAGUGCUACUGAUUGCUUCUCUAUCAAUAACAAACUUGGAGAGGGUGGGUUUGGCCCUGUUUAUAAGCUAGGUCAGUUGGAAGAUGGACAGGAGGUUGCAGUCAAGAGAUUGUCCAUGUAUUCUGUGCAGGGUCUAGAUCAGUUCAAAAAUGAGGUCGUGUUAAUUGCUAAACUGCAGCACAGAAAUCUUGUUCGGCUUCUUGGUUGCUGCAUCCAAGGAGAAGAAAGACUGUUGAUCUAUCAGUACAUGCAAAACAAGAGCUCGGAUUCCUUCAUCUUUGAUAAAAUGAAAGGUGCAAUGCUGAAUUGGCAAAAAUGUCUUGACAUUAUCAUAGGUGUUGCUCGAAGACUUCUUUACUUUCAUCAAGACUCAAGGUUAAAAAUAAUACAUAGGGACCCCAAAGCUAGCAAUGUUUUGCUCGAUAUGGACAUGACUCCAAAAAUUUCAGACUUUGGCAUAGCAAGAAUUUUCCAAGGAGAUCAAAAUCAAGAAAAUACAUGGAAACUGGUUGGGACAUUUGGGUAUAUGUCGCCAGAGUAUGCGAUGGAUGGUAUCUUUUCAAUAAAAUCUGAUGUUUUUAGCUUUAGCAUACUAAUAUUAGAGAUCUUAAGUGAAGAGAGUGAAGAUAGAGCAACCAUGGCAGAGGUGGUUAUGAUGUUGAGCAAUGAAAGCGUGGCACUACCGCAACCUAAAUGGCCUAGUUUCUGCAUAGCAAGGACUCUAAUGGAUAGAGAUUCAUCUUUCACUGAGGAACACUCAGUUACAGCUAAUGAGAUCAUGGUUACAAUUCUUGAAGAAAUGGGUUUCGGUCCGGAUGAAGUCGAAUCUAGUUUGUCGGGGGAGGAGCUGGAGUUGAUCCGCUCCCGGUUCUUUUUCCAGCCCGGGUUUCGUCUCAAAACUACAGGGCCGGAGGACAGGCAUGUUCACGAGGUCGACACCUUGGUAUUCAUCGCCCAAGGAUGUCAAGAAGAGACUCGGCGACUCAGCCGGCAGCUGGAGCCGGCCCAAAAGAGGGUCGCCGAGCUGGAGGUCGCGCUGGCCGAGGCCGAAGCGCGAAGGGAGGCGACGGAGGCUGGGAGGCUGGCCAUCGUUGAGGAGCUCGAGGAGGAAAGGGCUGCUCACUCGUUGGCCAAGUCGGCCUUGCGUGCUUCAGAGGUGCGCCUGGCGGAGACCCAAUCCGAGGUGGCGGGUCUCAAGUACGAGGGCGGAGUCCUGCGCCUAAAGAUCGGGAAACUCGAGGCCCGAGAGAAGAGGGCGCUCGAGCGGGCCGAGCACGCCGUGGACUUCUUCAAAGACUCGGACGAAUUCCGUGAUAUGCUCGAGGAGGAGACCGUGGAUGGGUUCCUCCACGGUUUUGACAACUUCCGGAGGCAAAUGGCUCGGUACUGCCCCCAGCUCGACCUCUCGACAAUUCGUCCGAGGAUGGGGUUGAGCGCUGACUCUGACGACGACGUUUCCGCAGCUCUCGCGUCCGAGGAGGAGUCCGCCGAGACCGAGGCGGACGCAGCCGCGCCAGCGGGGAUGGAGGCUCCCUGCGGGGGAAUCACCGAGGACGCUCCUGAGGCGCCUGCCGAGGUCCCCGUCGCAAGCUCCGAGCCCGCGCUCACCGAAGGCCCUCAGGUCAUCGCCAUAGAUGACCCUGGAAGUGACGCCGGCGGGACCGCUGCCCCUUAG